UGCAAAUCAUAUUUCGCUUAUCGUUAAGUGUAAGAAAUUUUAGGCUAUCAACAGAGAAAGGCUGUCGAUUAACAUUUUCUGCAAUGCGACUUGCGAUGUCCUCCGUCUCCGAUUGGAGUAGACACACAGGGAAGUGACGUCACGUUCGCGCCAAAUCAUUCCUCGCGCCGAUCGGAUUCCGCUCGAUACGAACGACGUCGAUCGUCGCUUGUUCCACACGCGCGACCAUGCGUUCAGACGCCAUCUGUUUACCGCUGUGUUCGUCUUUUUUUCUAUAACACCAAACGUAACCCGCAAUCCGAGUGUGUAGUCGGACAGAAUACAUAAUUUGGAUCAGCAGGGACACUACCAGAGGAGUACUAGUAAUCUGGAGAAAUUCGAAUCAAAGAUGGCCUCUUGGAAGAACAUUCAGGACCCUAAGAAAAGGGAAAUGAUGGUCAAGGUAAUGAGAUUCGUUGCUUUCAGCCAUAAGAAGAUAUUGUUACACUACUUUCCUAUCCCGGAUUACAUGGAUAUAAGCGUAGGAGAUCAGGUGCACGAUAUCCUUUUUACUAGCUACACCUUGUUAAGAUUACACAACGAUCUACCUGGGGCAACAUCGGCAGCCAGAGUUUCAGAUAGAGACUUCAAAAUAAUAGUGGGAGGCGAUGAACACACACGCCAGAAACACGAAGUGCUUAAUAUUGUAAACGAAGAGGCUGUCGCUGCAGGAAUACCUUUUGCAAAAUAUGACCAAAGAGAACCUUCCAACUGGUAUGGCAUUGCAAAUACUCUCCUCAGUUUCUUAGGUGGACACGCCCUUAGAAGGGAAGAACUAAGACUUGGACACUCGUACAUGCCUGUCAAAAUGAAGGGCAACCGAAAAGGAUACAUCACCCUGUCUAGAUACGGCAUCUGUGACAUUCACCACACGUUGUGCGAAGGAGUUUCUUACCCCCCAGAGAAGAGAGCUCCGAUGUCAAAGUUGAUGGGUCCUUUGGCCGUUUUAUUGUGUUAUAUGAGGGCAAAUAGAAUAUCCUCCCCAAAAUGGACUAAUGUUGUGAAGAGAACUUUCGUUGAUUACCCCCAUUUAGACGAUGUUAUGCAGAUUAUCAAAGGUGACAAGCUAUCAGAGAAAAGAGAGAUAUUCAAAUUGAUAGCUAAUGUUGCAUUGAUGGUUGGCACAAAUAGCUCCUGUGGGAUGUUUCCUCCACCUGCUGCUUUUAGUUAUAUAUUCACAAACCGAAGCCAUAAAGUGGGAACAAGUACGUACGAUACAGAAGAUUUGUUGAAAACCUUUGACUUCACAUAUCACGGUGCUUUUGCAUUCUACAAAAUAUUCAUGUCGAAAAGAUGGAAAAUCCGACUAAAUGGGGCUACGGACACCAUUGCUAAGCAGGUCUGCUACCAUAGUAUGUUUGGAACGUAUAAAGAAGAUUUAGGUAUAUUGUCGCAAAUAACCAAUCUUGCCGAUUGGUGCACUAGACAAGAAAUGAAAGGUGUGCUUAGGAAAGUCAAUACCGAAGGGGAUCUAAUAGAAUUUGAACCGGUGAAAGUGGUAUUUUAUUCUGAAUUGGCUCAAGAGUACCAAACUAAUCUGCUGAGAUCAAUUUCUAGUAGUGUAUCGGAGAGGAUAAUUAACGACAUUUUCUUUAAUCAACUUACGAGUAACCAAAAUAGAGUACUGAGCAGUUACAGAGACUUGGUAGACAGACUCAAGACGCGUAUAAUGUUGAACAAUAAAUGUCUCGAAAUGGGCACUUCAAAGUGGAGAAGAAUGGAAGACAUCACGCCUACGUCAGAGGGAGAGGAAGUUAGUGACAUGGAAGUAGAAGGUACUGGCAAGUACUUUCUAUCGAUUGAACAGCCACUUGAUUCAUUCGAUACUUUGUUUCCGCUAGAAUAGACUUCCUAUAUAUGAAAAAAAAAAAGAAAAACUCUUGUGUUUACUUUGUAUCUUUUCGUCACAAUCUGUAUUUGAAAUUUCAUCAUUUAUCGACGACGCAAGUGCAUCGCCAUUGGCUGUCGACAACCGGCGAGCAAACGGCCGAUUGCGUGCUUAGAAAGUUUAGCGAGUACGUGCACGAUCGACGAUCCGCGGCCACUGCCAAUCGGCCGCGAUAACGGAAACAAUGCGUCGGUCGCAUCGACGUGACCGCUUUCAGUGCACAUGUCAACGUGUGAGUUGCUUUCUGCUUAUCUCCCGCGCGACGUUGAUCCUUCUUCGAACGCCGUCGAAUUGUUCAGGAUCGAAACUGAAAAUCUGUAUCCGGUACAAUAGCUCGAUAGACCAGUCACACACACACAUAUUUCCACAUCGUAAAUAAAACUAUUGUAUUCCAAUGGUAGCCGAAAUAUGCCAUAAAGCGACUGAAGCAACACGGAAGAAGGUGAAUUUAUAAACAAAAUAAUCCAUUCGGUUUUUGUCGAUUCAACGCAGCAGCGCGCAGUGCCUUAGUGUAUAUAUAUA
This is a messenger RNA of Megalopta genalis, 2449 nucleotides long. RefSeq lists its product as uncharacterized. The record is from RefSeq and is a predicted model, not a curated record. NCBI's taxonomy places the organism in Eukaryota, Metazoa, Arthropoda, Insecta, Hymenoptera, Halictidae.